UUGGGUUGCAGAUCUGAAAGAAACACGUGUAAUUUGCUCUCAUCUGCGGCAACGAUGCUUUUCCACGGUCUGCCUGGAGGCGACAUGCAUGGUGUUAUGGAAGAAAUGGAGCGGAGAGGAAAGAGCGAUUCAGCGACUAUCAGCUCGGCCAUAGAUAUGGGGGAAACAGAGACGAAUAUGCCCUCGAUCAGCGGCGACCGCGUGGCCCUGUGCGCGGGCUGCGGUGGAAAGAUCUCCGACCGCUAUUACCUGCUUGCGGUGGACAAGCAAUGGCACAUGCGCUGCCUGAAGUGCUGCGAAUGUAAACUUAACCUAGAAUCCGAGCUCACCUGCUUCAGCAAGGACGGUAGCAUUUAUUGCAAAGAGGAUUAUUACAGAAGGUUCUCGGUCCAGAGAUGUGCCCGGUGCCACCUCGGGAUCUCGGCCUCGGAAAUGGUCAUGCGGGCCAGGGAUUUGGUCUACCACUUGAACUGUUUCACCUGCACGACUUGCAACAAAAUGCUGACAACUGGGGACCACUUCGGUAUGAAAGACAGUCUGGUGUACUGUCGACUACACUUUGAAACGCUCAUCCAGGGGGACUAUCCAGCACAUUUCAAUCAUGCGGAUGUAGCGUCUAACAAAGGACUGGGCACUACUGGCCCUCUAGGACUGUCUUACUACAACGGCGUAAGCACCGUGCAGAAAGGGCGGCCCAGGAAAAGGAAAAGCCCGGGGCCUGGAGCAGACUUGGCAGCAUAUAAUGCAGCACUGAGCUGCAAUGAAAAUGAUGGAGAUCCUAUGGACAGAGACUCGCAGUAUAGCUCCAGCCAGAAAACCAAGCGAAUGAGAACUUCUUUCAAACACCACCAGCUGAGGACCAUGAAGUCAUACUUUGCCAUUAACCACAACCCAGAUGCCAAGGAUCUGAAGCAGCUCGCCCAGAAAACAGGCCUGACAAAGCGGGUACUACAGGUCUGGUUCCAGAACGCUCGGGCCAAGUUCCGACGGAAUCUUUUGCGUCAGGAGAACACAGGUGUCGACAAGGGGUCUGACGGUUCUGCCCUGCAAGGUGGGACCCCCUCAGGGCCCGCCUCUGAAAUCUCCAACACCUCCAUGAGUCCCUCCAGCACGCCCACCACCUUGACGGACCUGACCAACCCCACUAUGCCUACCGUCACCUCCGUGCUGACCUCUGUGCCUGGUGGUCUGGACGUGCACGAGUGUCGGAGUCCUUCACAAACCACUCUCACCAGUCUCUUCUGA
Chanos chanos (milkfish) is the source of this 1245-nucleotide messenger RNA. RefSeq names its product LIM homeobox 2b (gene lhx2b). The coding region runs from base 55 to 1245 and encodes 396 amino acids. Gene Ontology annotation, molecular function: RNA polymerase II transcription regulatory region sequence-specific DNA binding; DNA-binding transcription factor activity, RNA polymerase II-specific. Gene Ontology annotation, biological process: regulation of transcription by RNA polymerase II; neuron differentiation. Lineage: Eukaryota; Metazoa; Chordata; Actinopteri; Gonorynchiformes; Chanidae. The record is from RefSeq and is a predicted model, not a curated record. The transcript is spliced from 5 exons. Gene Ontology annotation, cellular component: nucleus.